Messenger RNA from Choloepus didactylus (southern two-toed sloth), 1177 nucleotides. It is a transcript of the gene TFPT, whose product is annotated as TCF3 fusion partner. The transcript has 6 exons. Bases 386 to 1147 code for a protein of 253 amino acids. Gene Ontology annotation, cellular component: Ino80 complex. Gene Ontology annotation, biological process: apoptotic signaling pathway; apoptotic process; positive regulation of apoptotic process. Gene Ontology annotation, molecular function: DNA binding. Lineage: Eukaryota; Metazoa; Chordata; Mammalia; Pilosa; Megalonychidae. The record is from RefSeq and is a predicted model, not a curated record.
UAACACUCGCAGCUGGGAGCAGAAGGGCUGGAGCAGGAAAGCCGAGAGGGGGUUUCACCCGCUCACCGCCCGCCCUGGACUGGGCCUGGCAAGCGGAGGCUCGCCGUGGCCGGACGACAGGGAGUCGAGACAGGAAUGAUAGGCGGCGGCAGCUCAGCCGACUGGCGGAGGCGCUAGACGGGAAAGCAAGGCCUUGAAACCGAGACUCCGGGGGGGGGGUGUGCGGGGUGGGGGGAACCGGAAAGAGGAAACUUCAGCUCCUAGAAAGCAUCGGCUUAACUCGCGGCUUCCUGGGCUCUGAAGCGAUGGGACAGGUAGUCGAGCUAAUUUAGGGGGUUGAGACGUGGGAAGUUCUGAAGCCUGAGGCGCCCGCAGCGAGAGAGAGAUGGAGCUGGAGCAGAGAGAGGGGACCAUGGCAGCCGUGGGCUUUGAGGAGUUCUCAGCGCCGCCAGGCUCGGAGUUGGCGCUGCCACCGCUGUUCGGCGGCCACAUCCUGGAGAGCGAGCUAGAGACAGAAGUUGAAUUUGUGUCCGGUGGUUUGGGCGGCUCGGGGCUCCGGGAGCGGGAUGAAGAGGAAGAGGCAGCUCGGGGUCGGCGGCGGCGCCAGCGAGAACUAAAUCGCAGGAAGUACCAAGCACUGGGUCGGCGCUGCAGGGAGAUCGAGCAGGUGAACGAGCGGGUCUUGAACAGACUGCAUCAGGUACAAAGGAUAACUCGGAGACUUCAGCAGGAGCGGAGGUUCCUCAUGAGAGUGCUGGACUCUUACGGGGACGACUACCGGACCAGCCAGCUCACCAUUGUGUUGGAGGACGAGGGCAGCCAGGGCACAGAUGCCCCCACCCCAGGCAAUGCUGAGAAUGAGCCUCCGGAGAAAGAGGGGCUGUCCCCACCCAGAAGGACUCCCGUACCCCCAGAAUCCAGCAGCCCGGUCCCCGGCGAGGGGCCCAGCGGGCGGAAGAGGCGACGAGCGCCCCGGGAUGGACGCCGAGCGGGCGCUGCCCUGACUCCAGAGCUGGCCCCAGUGCAAAUUAAAGUCGAGGAAGACUUUGGUUUCGAAGCAGACGAGGCCCUGGAUUCGAGUUGGGUUUCUCGGGGGCCAGACAAACUGCUGCCGUACCCCACCCUAGCCAGUCCCCCCUUUGACUAAUCACCUCCCAAUAAACUGACCCCUACAGUG